Messenger RNA from Zootermopsis nevadensis, 5609 nucleotides. RefSeq names its product Cadherin 86C. The record is from RefSeq and is a predicted model, not a curated record. Gene Ontology annotation, biological process: homophilic cell-cell adhesion. Gene Ontology annotation, cellular component: plasma membrane. Gene Ontology annotation, molecular function: calcium ion binding. Lineage: Eukaryota; Metazoa; Arthropoda; Insecta; Blattodea; Termopsidae.
GCCGGCGACCUGUUCAACUCCCCUGCGUCACUCCAAAUACGAAAGUUGCUGUGGGACGUCAGUAGGUAGGGAGGUUGUUGAUUGCCAGCGGCAGUUACUGGUGUGUGGUGGUGAUCUGUGGACACGUGAUGUGCUACUGGUGCGCUCCCUUUCACUGUCGAUACUUCGGUCCUGCUCCCAUCGGGAAGUGAACAUUUGUGGUGGAAUGGUCUCCCCGCUGCUGGUGCUCCUGAUACUGGCCACUGUAACGGCCGGUAACUACCCCGUCUUGGAUGUGGCCACUUCGAUGAGGAUGCUGCUGGUACCCGUGGACGCGAAGAUAGGAUCUGCAAUCUACCGCCUCCGGGGAACCGACUCAGACUUUGACUUCCCUCUGGAGUUCGACAUUAUUGGAGCUGGAGCCGAGCCGGUGGUUCGCAUUGAGAACCUGCCCUGCACCAGGAACCACUCCUUCUGCGAGGCGAAUGUUCUGCUGGCCCGCCCGUUGGAGCUGGGACGUGUGUACGACCUGAGGAUUCGACUGAGGGACACCCGCGGUGAUACGACCAGCGUCCGGUGCACCAUCAGACCCACGAACAGUUCCACGCCGAUCGACACCAUCUUCCCGCAUCUGCCCUUGCUCGUCGUGGUUCCAGAGAACACGAAGGUCGGUACUGAGCUGGACUACGUUAUCGCCCGAAAAAACCCAAAGAACACGAGACACGUCGGUUUGGAAUUGCGGGGUUCUCCCAACUUUGCCAUGAGGCAGAGUCUAGCCUCUCCGGACACCGUGAAUGGAACCAUCAUCCUGAAUGGCGAGCUAGACUUCGAGAAACAGUCCAUGUACACGAUGACAGUGUACGCUGUGGAUGCGUAUGCAGAGCCUGAUACUGACACCCGCAACUUGGCCGGCUUUAUCCUUGCCGUCGCAGUACAAGAUGUCCAAGACAUUCCCCCGAUCUUCACAUCCGUGCCGCCGGUCACUGUCCUCAACAACACGCUACAGGAGGGUGACGUAGUGCUGACGGUCUGCGCAGAGGACGGCGAUAAAGGGUCUCCCCGCGAACUGCGCUACGGCAUCGUGUCAGAAGGCAACCCAUUCACCCCAUUCUUCGACAUCGACGAAAAAACAGGGAAGCUGAGUCUGGUAAAGCCUUUGAAGGAUCUGCGAAAGAUCACACAGCCCUUCCAACCCAUUCUGCUGACCAUCAUGGCGGAAGAGGUGAAGACAGGUGUGAACGAGCCGCUCGCCAUGUCCAGCACAGUGCAGCUCGCGCUCAUAAUGGCAGAGCCCGAUAACACCCCUCCAUACUUCGACAGCGAAAGAUAUGUGACGUGGAUGGACGAGAACAGCCCCCAAGGAAAUGCCCUCAUCUUUAACGACCCCUACAUAGCAGAAAUAAGGGAUGAUGACGUAGGGAAAAACGCAGUAUUCUCCAUAAGUCUGGGCAACAAUAACGGGACUUUCGAGGUUGCCCCUACAGUGGGGGAGACGCGUGCAAAUUUUGUCAUCCGGGUGAGGAACAACUCUUUGCUGGAUUAUGAGAAACGGCACUUCGUGGUGUUUACCAUUCACGCCCGCGAGGUCGGCCCAAGGACUUCCCUGUGGAGCUCAGCUCAGGUCACGGUAUACCUCAGAGAUCAGAACGACAAUUCGCCGGUGUUUCGAGAUACCAUCUACAGAGCGGAACUGACGGAAAACGCCACAGCGGGGACCAGAGUCACACAGGUGGCGGCCGAUGACGUGGAUGAAGGCGAUAAUGGUGAAAUCGCAUACACCAGUGUCCUCAGAGACAACAAUUCCCUGCAGAUAGAUAACAAAAGUGGCUGGAUCACUGUUAAAACUAAUAUGCACAUUUUUGAUAGAGAAAGUGCUAAAGAGUUUCAGCUGUACGUGGUAGCAGCAGACAGGAAUGGUAAGGGAAAUAGUGCCACUGCAACACUAAUCAUCGCUGUACUCGAUGUUAAUGACCACACGCCCUCGUUUAUAAGAAGUGAUUAUGAAUUCGUCUUGGCGAAGGAUCUCAUGAGCCUUAACUCGCCUGCAGUCAUAACAGCGACUGACGGGGAUGCUGAAGCCCCGAACAACGAAGUUCAGUACGAAAUUGUGUCUGGAAACCGAAAUGAAAUGUUUCGUAUUGACACACACACAGGCAUUCUGUCAAUAAACGACAGGGAAAUUUCCAGCAAGAUGAGAGAGGAGACCAGGAUACAAAAGUUCAACCUUUUAGUCAGGGCAUACGACUUAGGUGUACCUUACAGAUCCAACACGGUCCCCAUUCUGAUAUAUCCGCCAGAACCAAACGCACGCAACAUGACAUUUAUCUUGAACGGGUACCCAGUGGACCAGAAGGAAACUGAGGAGAUUCUAUCCAAAAUCACCGGAGGGCGAGCGAAAAUCCAAAAUGUCCAACCAUUACCCGUAAGGAGAGCUCGCAGCGAGGAGUCAGAAAAAUCAUCGAACGAGAAGUCCGUUGUUUCAGCUAGGGUUCUGUACGACGACAACCCCACGGUGGAUUUGACGCAGUUUGAGAACGCACUUCGAAAUAACCACAGCACAGUUGUCGUCUACAAGAAAGAUAAAGUGGAAGAGUAUCAUCGGGCAGAGAGCGCUCUCUUCUGGAUCCUCAUGAUUCUGGCGAUCUUGAUUGUCAUCAUAAUCAUACUUCUUCUACUGUGCUGUAUCUGCCCUGGGUGUCCACUGUACGCAAAACCCAAGAAAGGAAAUGAAGUUGGCGCUCUGACCGAAGAAAGCGUGAAUCUUGUGAUAAAGGACAACGGUCCAGGCAAGGAGUCCAAGGCUGUGCAAGCCGAAGGGAUGGGACAUCGAAGAGAGGCGUGGAGUGCUGAACAGCGCGAGCCGAGGUACCAUUCUUUCCGGUUCAACCGCCGGAACAUACCUGCCAAGGAGCACGAGCAGUUAAGAACUGGGCCUGAUGACUGGCGACUUGGCUACGACGUCAACGGGCCGGCCGCAGCCGCGAUGGGUGUCAGAGGACCAGAAGACGGGCGCUCACUGCGCAGUCUCCCCGGACCUACUGUCAUCUACACACGCGAACUUCAAGAUCUGCAACGCCAGGCCGACUCCCGAUACCGGGAUGUGUAUCUGGAGGAUAUCGAAGGGACGGAUUAUCCUGCUGCAGGUCAGAUGAUGGACCAUCGACAAGUCAGAGGUCGAAUUCCUGCUCGCGAAGUUCGAAUCAAUGCCGAAGAAGACCACGACACUGACUCGAUCAGAAGACAUGAGGUAGAAAGGGGUUCUGAUUUGGGCAGAGGUGGUGAGGUUAGGCGUAACGACGGAAAUAGGGAUAUUGAUAACGAGGGUCGCGAAUACCGCUUUGCCCUCCAUCGCGAAAAUAAUCAGGGGGUGACGCGCGCGCGUGUGGACGAAGAAACCGGGCAUCUGAGUACAGUGGUCGCUUCUCGGAGAGAGCAAUUCUAUAUCCGCGACGGAAACGCCGAAAUACUGCGGCUUGUAACCAGAGGACAGUCAGGGGAAGAACAAGAGUUUGCUCAGGUUGCACCUCAGCCUCAACAGAGACCAAUGACACUUGUUCCACCUCGACAGCAAGAUCAUACUGUGAGGGCAGACAACGGUAAGGAAAUACUAAUGCAGCGGUUUAUGGAGGACCAACGUAAUAACAGCAGCAGUCAGCAAGUAGAAGCCCCAGAUUCGGAUUUGCUGACAAGUCUGCAUCAGCAGGACAUGCUUGUGAGGAGACUUCUCGAAGAGGAGGCGCGUCUUAAUAAUACCUUGCUGCUCACUGAGGCCCUUGUCGCACAGCGCCAACACGAGCAGUUCCUGGCAACAGCAGGCGAAAACGUUGAGACGCAAAGCCUUCCGGGGCAGACCACAAUGGCAACUCAGACGGAUGUGGACUCCAGCACCCAGACUGAGCCAAUGCACCUUAUGAGACCUCCUAGGAGACGAGCCAGAAGCGACAAUGAUGACUCCUAUACAGAAGAGGAAGAACGAGAAGGCGAAUCAAAUGAGCGAGAUACUGAAGGGUUGAAUCCUCCAGGAACUGCAGUACACGGGUUUUGGAUUAAGAAACAUCGAAGUAAACGGAAACGCGGUUUCUUUCACAAGGGAGAUUUGAAAAUGAAGCGGAUAGGAUGGAAAGGUGGAUUGACUCUGCCCGGUAAACGACAUAAAAUCAAAACGCCGAUAAUGGAAGAGACUGAGAGUGCGUUGGAAGGCUCUGAGAGACAGCAGGAUCAUGUCGCGUUUGGAAAUUACUCGGAGAAUAAAACGAGUAUGUUGCGGCGUCGGAGUAACAAGGCCAAAGUUGCUACGAGCUCAGGAGAUAUGGAAGUGACGAGUGUUACCACCCGGCGUCAAGGUGGGCUGGAGGAUGCUGAAGAAGAGACGCCGACAGACUCGCUAGAGGAACAGUCGCCCUCGAAGAAACACCAUGAAUCGUACAUCACAAUCGAUAACUACCGAAGUACUCGAACACCCAAGAUAUCUUCUGCAUCGAUGGCGGAUGAGCGGAAUGUAAAUUUUGACGACAGUAGAUGGCCAUCUUCGAAGACGCAUCGUGUCGAGUUUCAAGACAUCGAAACUCGUGGAAACGUUUCUGUGUCGCACACAAGAGGCGAAUCUCAGUCUGACAAAGGACGAGUUCGGGCUUCCGGUUUUGAGGAGUCCAGUGACACAAGCGGGAAUCCGUCAGAACAGGAAAGUUCAGCUGAAAGUAGGCGUCGUGAGAAACAUGCAAUGCCAGGAUUUGUUGAUCAAAACGAAACAAAUGACAUGCGUAGCGGGAGGUCUGAAGCUGGUCUCGAUGUCUCGGGAUCGAGCAGGAAAUUUCGUCGUGAUUCGAUUCCGAAUGAAGAAAAAACGAAUAGGAAGACAAAAUUGUCUUCCAGGAGGGGAUCUUUAUCCGAACCUGGUCGGGAUGAAGAGGAAGAUCUCUCGCGGAGACAAACUGUGGCCAGCAGAGCUAAAUCUUUGACCCACUUAAAUAACGAAGGAAAAAAGAAUGAAGACACAACAGGGCCUGUGAAUGGACCUGCCCCGAGAAAGGGUUCACGAUACAUGGAAUGGUACAAGACGAAAAGAGAAGAACGUGAGAGGAGAAAACGGGAGGAAGAAGAAAAGAAAAUGAAGAAGAAAGACGCAGAGAGGAAGAAACAGAAACCCGAUCGAACUGGUACAACUGAUAAAAAAUUGGCUAAAAAUUUGGAAAACCAGAAGCGGGGUAUAUUGGUUGAAGACAGAGGGGCACGGAGAAUAGGGGGGGAAGACGUGGAUAAAGUGUUGGAAAAGGCCGGGGAGCAGAUUUUGAAGGUGACGGUGUUUGACGAUGACAUGGAUUCGGGGAUUGCGAUGUCGUCCUUGUUGAUGGGUGGCGGUGGAAAGAAGAAGCGAAACCAGCAGAUGAUGGAAAAGAAGAGUGUUUUUACGAUAGCUUACGACGACAUGCAGACAAAACAGCUUCGUCCCGACAGCAGCUCGCCUCAGUACUGACGUCCCUCGAGCCAGCUCCGAACGUUCUCAAAUUCUGAAUGACCUGUAAUUUACAAUUCUUCCUAUUACAACAGACUUCAUCUGAUUUUAGUGAAAUAGAUUUACGUAUAUUUGUAAUAAUAAUUUAUUUGAACAGUAAAUGUAAUUACUUCCAUUA